This is a messenger RNA of Spathaspora passalidarum NRRL Y-27907, 1640 nucleotides long. RefSeq lists its product as uncharacterized. Lineage: Eukaryota; Fungi; Ascomycota; Pichiomycetes; Serinales; Debaryomycetaceae. The record is from RefSeq and is a predicted model, not a curated record. The transcript has a single exon. The coding region runs from base 325 to 1515 and encodes 396 amino acids.
AUUGCUAAGGCACUAUUCAUAUUUGCAUCAGCCGUGAACAUAGAUUAGCAGUAUCAUCAAACAACUACUACUGUAACAGUACCGAAGUAACUAAGUCAAGAAAAAUUGCUUUCUCUUUCAACCAUUUCGGACUUGGAUUAUCUAUCUAGGCUCCCCUCUUGUCCUUAAUAUUUUUUUCCUCUGUCAAUUCCAUCAGGUGAAGCGAAAAAGUGUAAGUGGCGGUGGACGAAAAAAAAAAAGAUUAAAUUUGUUGAAUUGCUUUUAAAUACUCCUCUUAUUUUCCUUCCAAUUGACAUUGACAUUCUUCUUUUCACCAGGAUUACCAUGUCAAGCACAGCUAAAGAACAACAAGAAGAUGAUUCACAAUCAGGAUACGUUGAUAUCUAUUUACGUUUCAACGAUGAUAUGGAAAAGGAUUACUGUUUCCAAGUAAAGACCACAACCACAUUCAAAGAUCUUUACAAGAUUUUUGAUACCUUACCUAUCGCCCUUCGCCCUAGUGUAUUCUAUCAUGCACGUCCUAUAGGAUUCAAGAAGUCUAUAAGUCCAGGUUACGUUACUGAAGAUGGUAAUUUCCUUUUCGAUUAUGAAUCCCAAAAACAAACUGAACGUAUAACUGAUUUAAAUGCAAGCAUUAAUGAACACGUUUGGCCAGGUCAAUUAAUCAUUCCAGAAUGGGAAUUCAACGACUUUGGAUUCUAUGCAUUUUUAAGUUUCUUAUUAAGUUGGUUAUAUACCGAUUUACCUGACUUUAUCAGUCCUACUCCAGGUAUAUGUUUAACUAACCAAGUUACAAGAUUAUUUGCUGUUUUAGCAGUAUAUUUCAAACAAGACAAAAUUGCCGCUUUAUUACUUGAAGAUUCAGCCGAGGUUGGUAUUACCGGCCAAAUUAUUUUCUUUGUUUUCCAUAUUAUGAAAAUUCUUAUGAUUUUCGGAUUGUUAUACACCGGUGCUUUCAACCCUAUCAAAGUCUUUAAGCUUCCAGGAACUAGUAUCCCAUCUCCAAAAGACCUUACUAAGGAGCAAUUACUUGAAUUAGGAUGGACUGGUACCAGAAAAGCCACCAUUGACGAAUACAAGGAUUAUUACCGUGAUUACAAGAUUGCCGAGCACGGAGGUAUGAUUCAAGCUCAUAGAGCCGGAUUAUUCGACACCAUGAAGCACUUGGGUUGUGAAUUGGAAGAAGGUGAAGGUUAUAACACCCCAUUAACUAGGGAAAACAUGACCCGUACCUUGGAACAACUUUUACAAGAAGCAAAACAACCAAAUUUCAAGUUGAGAUUGACCUAUGAUUAUUUUGCAGAAUUGGGAAUUGUUUUUGCUCAAAACGUUGAAAGUAAAUCAAGUAGUGAAUUGCCUGAAUUUAUUAAACAAUAUAGAAGAUAUGGUUUGUUACUUUCCAAUGAAAACUUACAAACUAUUGUCAAGGCAAGAAAGGGAAUUGUGGAAAAAAUUGAAGUUGUGGAAGAAAAAGUUGAUAGCCCAGAAGAUAAACCAGAAGAUAAUGACAAUUAAGCUGGCAUAAACCGCUGAUAGAGGGGUAUUUGAGGAGGAGACCGUUUUUUUUAUAUAUAUAAUCCAGAAUGAAGUAAGUCACGUGUAUAUUCAGUUUAUUUUAAUUCAUGAAAAAUUAAUUUUAG